AAAAAAAAUCUGACAUUGAAAAUUAUCAAAAUGUUUAAGCCAUAAUUAGUCAUUUUCACAAAUAAAGCGUCCUCGACAACAUACCUUGUGAUUAUAUAAGUGUAAUAAUAUUUUGAGAAAUAAAAAUCUGUGUUUUAAAAAAUUGGCCUGUUCUACUGAUCACCUUAUAGAAAAUUACACCGAAUUAUGAAUUUGACUAACCUAAAAAAAAAAAAAACACAGAAAGAAAGAAAGAAAAAAAAAGACAGGACCGAAGGCGCAAGGAAAGAUUGAAAGAUGAAAAUUGAAAGCUCUCUUUCUUAUAGGCCUGUAGCCCUAUUAUUUCUUUAGUUGUGAAUGUCUGUGGAACAACAUAAACAUGCUAAUGACACAGAGAUAAACAUAUUUGAAGUCUCUGCAAAAAAUUGCGUGAUAAAACUAGAGGAAAAGACACAUAGGAAAAUCGUCUUAAGCGUCGUUUUCAACAUUCUAGUGUCUUCAGUAAUAAUAAUAGUACAGGAAACGUGACGUUUUGCGCUUGAAAAAAGGAAAUAAUAAUAAUAAUAAUAAUAAUAAUAAUGAGAAGAAGAAGAAACACGUUAUAGAAACACGUCGUUUUAUUUUGUUACAAUUGUGUGUUGUUAUUUUAUUUAGCUUCUAGCUGGUUUAACCUUAAUAGUUUGUUUACAUUUAUAGUAGCCCACAUAUAAGAUGGAACGUAAACUAAAUACUAAAAAGUGAACUCAAUAUACAUAAUUAUAAUACAGUAACAUAUUACAAAAUUAUACAGAAUACGUGUCUGUUAUGAUAAUUCUGAGAUUCUAAUUCUAAUUGCAGUUUUUAUUUAUUUAAAAAAAAUCAGGACUUGUUUUAAAGUAAAUCGGGCGGAAGGAGUGAUUAGUAAUCAGUAAGCUAAUGCUAGAAAAAAAUUUAAUAAAAGAUUGCUAAAGACUGCUAACGUCUAUGUUAUAUUACAUUAUCGUAAGCAAUUUUCAGUCGCAGGCUAUAUUGCUCUAAUAGUUAUUGACAUAUAACGCGUUGUAAUUAAACCUCUUUCUUUGAAUCUUACUAAGAAAAUUUAUUUUGAAAGCCACAAUUUAGUUAUGUUAAACAACAUUCAUAUAGACAAGAAACGACGGUCAAUUGCCUAUUUAAAGGCUUUUUCCUAAAAAGACGUAGCUUGAGUAUUAUGUUAUGUAGUGAGCUGGGGCAAGGGCGGGGCCGGACUCUGCUGGUUUGCAUAUCACGUGACUGUGCAUUAACAAAUCAACAAUUACUGACUUUUAUUCUUUUAGGGGUAAAAUAAAAUCGCGUGUAAGAAUUGCGUGGGUGAGCUCAUCAGAAAUGUGUGAGCACAAUUUUCUUAGUUCUGGCUAUGUUAGUCCUAUGUUGAAUUAUCCAACUGCGGAUUCGUUGCCUUUCUCCAACUGGCCCAAUGGCGCCCAUCCGUCCGGACUCGCGCAGCUCUACGGCAGGAGAGAGGUGUGUUCACUCCCGUGGACUUCCCCAAGUUCGUGCACAAGCCCGCCACAGAGCCUCGCAUUUAGUGGCUAUUCUCAGCCGUUUAUUACUAACUCAGUGGCUGUGACUGGCCAUAGCAAAGGAGACUCCUGUAAAUACUACGGCCAAGAUGCAAACCCCAAAGCAGGGUUGGCGGACAAACACACGACAGCGUUUACCGGUGAGCACGGGAUAACAACAACUGCCAGCUUUAGCAAAUGUGACUUUUCAGACUUGGACAAAAGGUUGCAAAACACGGUUGUACAGACUGGGGUGAAUUCCAACAGCCAUUCGAUAAUCGAUGGCACUGAACAACUUGCACACUCCACUGCCCCAGUACAGCCCACAUCGAGUUCUCAGAACACCAGUGCAGCUUUUACGGACGGAUUCCCUUGGUGUCCUGCACAAGUAAGAGCCAGAAAGAAGAGGAAACCUUACACGAAACCACAGCUGGCUGAACUUGAGAAUGAAUUUAUGAUCAACGAAUUCAUAAACCGACAGAAACGGAAAGAGCUGUCGGAUAGACUGGACUUGAGUGAUCAACAAGUAAAAAUCUGGUUUCAAAACCGGAGAAUGAAAAAGAAACGUUUAUUAAUGCGCGAGCAUGCUUUCUCCGUGCACUGAAGAAAAAUCAGUGCUUCACUUAUUGGUGGCCACAGCGUACAAGUUGCUCCUCACCUUGGCAAUGACUUCCCAAGUGGUUUAAGGAGUUUAAUACAACUGUAUUUUUAUAAUACCAUUGUAAGGAUACGAAGAAAUCGACAAAAUUUACAAUAUUUAUUUAAGGCAGAUACUGAUCUAGCUGAUCACGAGAACAAUUGCAAAAUUAGUCCCCACCAUAAUAACAUUUUUUGACGUAAUCAGCAGUAGAAAACAUUUUACAGGACGCCAUUCAUUAAAAGUAAAAUUAAUAUGCAACAUUGCCUGCACAGUCAUGUAAUCUUUUAUGUUUUUUCUUGAUUUAUCAGAGAUUCUGCCUAUUUAAAUUGUCAUGUAAGCUGUCCCACUGAAUUGUAAACUCAUCGAAAGGUGUGUACGUUUUGUGUGUGUGUGUGUGUGUGUGUGUUAAACUUCUGUUUUCUAAUGAAAAGCCUUGAACUGGAGAGAGAGCUUCAGCCUGGCAAGUAUAAGCUCUAAGCUCAGGUUUGUAAGUAAACAGUCAGGUGAAUUCCAAGUCUGGGUGGUAACCAAGUGUCCACACACAAAUUUACCUUUAAAGAGAGAGAGCUGUAAUACAUGUGUAUAGCUUCAC
Pangasianodon hypophthalmus (striped catfish) is the source of this 2731-nucleotide messenger RNA. RefSeq names its product homeobox D12a (gene hoxd12a). Bases 1324 to 2103 code for a protein of 259 amino acids. The record is from RefSeq and is a predicted model, not a curated record. Gene Ontology annotation, biological process: regulation of DNA-templated transcription. The transcript has 2 exons. Gene Ontology annotation, molecular function: DNA-binding transcription factor activity, RNA polymerase II-specific; sequence-specific double-stranded DNA binding. Lineage: Eukaryota; Metazoa; Chordata; Actinopteri; Siluriformes; Pangasiidae.